This is a messenger RNA of Leptosomus discolor (cuckoo roller), 1394 nucleotides long. The record is from RefSeq and is a predicted model, not a curated record. Lineage: Eukaryota; Metazoa; Chordata; Aves; Leptosomiformes; Leptosomidae.
GCAGCAGCAGGCAUACUGUGCUACGUGGGAGCCUAUGUGUUCAUCACAUAUGAUGACUAUGAUCACUUCUUCGAAGAUGUCUACACGCUAAUUCCAGCAGUUAUCAUCAUAGCUGUGGGAACGCUUCUUUUUAUUAUUGGACUUAUUGGGUGCUGUGCUACAAUUCGAGAAAGUCGCUGUGGACUUGCUACGUUUGUGAUCAUCCUGCUCUUGGUUUUUAUCACUGAAGUUGUGGUGGUGGUUCUUGGAUACAUCUACAGAGCAAAGGUGGAGGAUGAAGUUGAUCACAGUAUUCAGAAAGUAUACAAUGAAUAUAAUGGGACAAAUCCUGAUGCAGCCAGUCGUGCUAUUGACUACGUACAGAGGCAGCUGCGCUGCUGCGGGAUCCAUAACUACUCAGACUGGGAGAAUACUGUCUGGUUCAAACAAACUAAAAAUAACAGUGUGCCACUUAGCUGUUGCAAAGCAGCCCUCAGCAAUUGUACUGGCAGUUUGACCCGCCCAAUGGACCUGUAUUCUGAGGGGUGUGAGGCUCUGGUUGUAAAGAAGCUCCAAGAGAUUAUGAUGUAUGUCAUCUGGGCAGCACUAGCAUUUGCUGCUAUUCAGCUUCUGGGCAUGUUGUGUGCCUGUAUAGUACUAUGUAGGAGGAGUCGGGAUCCUGCCUAUGAACUUCUCAUCACUGGCGGAACCUAUGCCUAGAAGAGAAUGGGAACAUACAGUUCAAUCUUAUCUCACUUAUGUGGAAGGUGACUGGGACAGGUCUACUGCAAUAGCUUUCUUGCCCUAAGCUUAGUCAAAGCACACCUUUCACAGAUGAGGACAGCCGUACUGUACACUGGUGACGGGCAAAACAACUCAGCUUUACACACACCUAUAUAAUUACCUGUGACUUUCACUGUUUUAGCCAGCUAUUCAUGUAUCUAAAUGUUUUAGUAUACUAGUAAACUUUCUAAUUUCAGAACCAUUUGCAAGUUAAGUGUAAUUUGGUUGAUAUGAAAGUCAGAGGAUGUGUGCCUACUUUGGUAGAUUACCUCUAAGCAUUAACUGGCUGACUCCUGCAUAUAGAGAGAGUAUUUCUGAAACCUUCACUACAUGGAACUCUUUUGGCCAAAGUUGUACAAAGGAAGCCAGUUGUGUUUAAUUUGAGAAGAAAAAAAUACGAUCUUGCCCCUCACCAGUGUCACUUUUUAAAAACACUUAAGUGAAGUCCAGUAUACUUUAUAUAUAAAAUGGUAAAAAAAAAAGACUAACCAAAAUUUUAGGGUCAUGUCACUGCAGUUUUGACCUUCAGAUCUUUCAAACAUUAGUCGUUUAAAAUACAAGCUGGCUUUUCAGGAGUAUGAUGUAUGCACUACUGUUCUAUAAUGAAAUAUUUCAUUUUUCUAUGAAGAGCG